AUGUCGCAUUCCUGUUUGAACAAAAAGAAGCUCUAUAUGAAACUCCAAAAUCUGGAGUCAUUCUCCGUUCCAAAACAAUAUCUGGAACAGUAUCCAACAUCUGCUCGCGUAGCCGGUAACCUGCUCUUUAUUUUAGCGCUCUCCACAGGCGACAUAUUAUUUGACAUCCAGACUCGCCACGGUGCAAUCGAAGACAAAAUCGUGGGGGAUCUUGGAUGUGGCCCCGGCAUAUUGGCACUAGGAGCUCAUUUGCUGGGGGCCAGUUUCGUGGUCGGUUUUGACAUUGAUGAAGACGCCAUUGCCGACUUUCAAGGAAACCUGGAGAAUUUCCCUCAAGAAUCAUCAGGUGCCAUAAACCUAGUUCACUGCGAUGUAACUAGUUUGUCCCCUCCAAGAGUUAAGCCAUUCGAUACGACCAUCAUGAAUCCACCAUUCGGGACGUCAGACGAGACAAAAGGCACCGAUAUCAAAUUUCUUAAAGUUGCCCUGAGUAUGAGCAGAGAACAAGUGUACUCUCUACACAAAACAACGACUAGGAAGUACAUCGUGAAAACCGUUCGAGAGUUCGGUGCCAAUUGUGAGACCAUCGCAGAACUGCGCUUCGACAUCCCAAAAUUGUACAAGAAGCACAGACAGACCUCUAAGGACAUUGCUGUCGAUCUUGUUCGCUCCUGGUUUGAGGAAAGCAUAUCCUGA
Molecule: messenger RNA, 696 nt
Organism: Echinococcus granulosus
Lineage: Eukaryota; Metazoa; Platyhelminthes; Cestoda; Cyclophyllidea; Taeniidae
Product: Methyltransferase-like protein 5
Exons: 4
Coding region: 1-696 (231 amino acids)
Biological process (GO): rRNA methylation
Molecular function (GO): rRNA (adenine-N6-)-methyltransferase activity
Source: RefSeq, a predicted model, not a curated record